This is a messenger RNA of Biomphalaria glabrata, 1559 nucleotides long. RefSeq names its product small acidic protein-like. Lineage: Eukaryota; Metazoa; Mollusca; Gastropoda; Planorbidae. The record is from RefSeq and is a predicted model, not a curated record. The coding region runs from base 449 to 1063 and encodes 204 amino acids. The transcript has 4 exons.
GUAGCCUGAAAAGUUAAACUGAUGAGUUUAAUUAAGUAUCUACUAAACAAACACGACUAGAAUGGAAAUGCUUUGAAUGUAAUCAUUUUCUCUUUUGAACGAACGUCUGUAAGAUAAAAACCAAACUAAUAAUCUAAAAAGCAUUAAAGUUGACAACAUGUUUCAGCCAUGUCAUUUUAAUUUUUAGGCAUUGGAGAUCAAUUUAGAGGCUAGAUCUAGAUAAGAUUUAGAUUUUUUUUCCAUGAAGAUUAUUUUGUUACAGAGUGACAGAGUCUAGUCUAGAUCUAUCAAUCUAGGUCUAGAUCAAGAGUCUCUACAAUAUACUACAUUUGAUGAUUUAGAUCUACAUCUAAUGACUAAUCUCUAGCUAAACUGCUGUUUUAGUGUUUAUUAAUAUUAUUAUUGAACUACUUACAAUCUUUUUAUCUUCAUAUUUAAAUUUUUGGAUAUGAAUAUGUGUGACACAACAAAAUCUAACGAUUACGGUGCCAGUACCAAAGAAUUGAAAGUCGCCAAAGACUUGAAAGAGAAAGCUAAACAAGAUGAGGUUGACCAUGGGCAUGAUCAUGAUGAUAAUCACUUAUCCCAACAAGUACAUUCUGCUAACAGCUGGGAAACUGCUGACCUUGGAGACAAACAGAGAAAUGAAAAAUUUCUACGACUAAUGGGAGCUGCAAAGAAGGAACACCGUGGUAAAAUAGUUAUUGGUGAUAAAAGUCCAAGUCAUAAAAGACAAAACAAAGAUGUUGAACAUAUAGAAGAAGAACUUGUUGAGCAGUAUGAACAUGGCUUAGAACAUAGGAUGGCAAGUGGCAAAAAAGGACAUCUUGGGCUAGGUUACCAUGGGAGUGAAACACAGGAAGCAGAGAUGGCCAAGAAAGAUUUACCAGAUGAGACAAAGGGAGAGAACACACAAAGGAACACAGUGGAAGAUGAGAAAGGAGAUGCAAUCUGCAGCCAUACUGAAGAAAAGAGAGACAGCAAGAGAAACCAAGACUCAAGUGAACUAGAUGAAAGCAAACCUGAGGUCAAGAAAAUCAAAUUUAUUCAAGGAAACUCGUAGACUUUUAGCCAAUAUAGUUUGUACAUAGUUGAGUUUGAUUGUGACAGAAAGAUGUGUCAAAUAGUGUGUACAUGUGGCAGAACUUCUUGAACUUGAGGUCUGCAUUUUAGUGUAUUUCUAGUUAGUAAAGCAACUUUCAGAUUUCAGGUCUAUCAUGAUAUGCAUUUUGUAGUGUUACAUUUGAAUGCAUAGAUCCAUGAAUCCUAGUAAACUGAUACCAUUAUUAGGUAUGCAUUUGAUUAAGAAUAAAUAUAAAAAUAUUGAAUGUACUCUUAUUCUUAUUCUGGUAUGAUUAAUGGACAUGCAUUUUAUUUGGAUGUUUUGAAUGUUGCAUUAACCUAUUAUUACCAGGGGACACAAGUUUCUUUGAUCAUUACACAUUUUCUGUUACAGUUUAUUAACUAUUUUAUUUAGAUUUGUCCACCCAGCUAUCAGUCAUUGCCAUUAAAUAUGCUUUUAAUAAUUGACAUGAAUAAAAAAAAGUUUACACAUUUAA